Melanotaenia boesemani (Boeseman's rainbowfish) is the source of this 510-nucleotide messenger RNA. Its product is annotated as GATOR complex protein DEPDC5-like. The transcript has 5 exons. The coding region runs from base 7 to 510 and encodes 167 amino acids. The record is from RefSeq and is a predicted model, not a curated record. NCBI's taxonomy places the organism in Eukaryota, Metazoa, Chordata, Actinopteri, Atheriniformes, Melanotaeniidae.
GCUGGCAUGGGUGGCAGUGGGGAUUGGGUUUUACUGGAUGGCUUCAUACGCUUCCUGGAGGGUCUGAACCGUAUCCGUCGACGCCACAGCUCUGACAGGAUCAUCAGGCAGAAAGGAACGCCAAUGAAAGGACUGCAGGUCACCAGUCCUCUGCCUUCAUACCCCACGGAGCCUGUGCUGCCACCUCAAGGAAAGAGAGGCACAUUAGCUUUAUCAGCUCUGCUGGAGAUGGAGCAGAACCAGAAGUCUCUGGAGGAGCAGCAGCAGGUAAAGCCAUCUGCAGCUGUGGGCGACCUCUCAAGUGUUGUCACAGCGACCCCAUAUGUAGACAGCCCGCGCAAGGAUGCUGCCUUUAUUUUGGAUUUUAUACGUAGCCCUCGAUCCUCCUACAUCUAUCACUCUCAGCUGCCUGCAGAAAACAUAAAGGCUGCUGAUAAUGUUCAGCUGGGAGCGACGUCAGCCGCUCCGCCUGCAGGAGAGGCUGCAGUCAGCAGCACAGACAGCAGGUAA